Nannospalax galili (Upper Galilee mountains blind mole rat) is the source of this 3802-nucleotide messenger RNA. RefSeq names its product fatty acid desaturase 6 (gene Fads6). Gene Ontology annotation, cellular component: membrane. Gene Ontology annotation, molecular function: oxidoreductase activity, acting on paired donors, with oxidation of a pair of donors resulting in the reduction of molecular oxygen to two molecules of water. The record is from RefSeq and is a predicted model, not a curated record. Gene Ontology annotation, biological process: lipid metabolic process. The coding region runs from base 43 to 1071 and encodes 342 amino acids. Lineage: Eukaryota; Metazoa; Chordata; Mammalia; Rodentia; Spalacidae. The transcript is spliced from 6 exons.
UGCCUCCAGUCAGCCACACACACCCAGAGUGCCAGCGAGCCCAUGGAACUGGAGCGCAAGGAGCCCCCGGAGGACCGCAGUGCCCAGGCGCUGCUGGGCGAGCUGGAGCGGCAGGUGCAGGACGUGGUGAGGGCGAGCUCGUGGUGGGAGCGCCACGGCGUGGACUGCGCCAUCCUCGCGCUCAGUCUCCUUGCCUUGCCCGCUGGGUUCCUGUGUCUGCGCUUCCAUAAUGUCCUGGCUUUUGCCACUGGCAUCACCAUCUUGGGCUUGUGCCAUUACACACUCACUGUCAAGGGCAGCCACCUGGCCACUCAUGGUGCCCUCACGGAAUCCAAACAUUGGAGCAAGAUCUUGUUGCUCUUCUUUGUGGAGGUAUGCACAGCCUUCCCUGCAGAGUUUGGCAGGUUCAACCAUGUCAACAUGCACCACGGUUACACCAAUGUGGUGGGUCUGGGAGACUCGAGCACAUGGAAACUGCCUUGCCUCAACCGCUAUGUCUACAUGUUCCUCGCACCCCUCUUGAUCCCUGUCUUAACUCCCCUGGUGGCUCUCGAGCGGCUGAGGCAGGAAGAGCUCAGGAUGGCACUACGGACACUUGGUCUCAUCUCCCUGGGCCUUUAUUCUCAGUACUGGCUAUUCCUGAAUGUGUCUGGCUUCAAGAGCCCCAGCUCAGCACUGGCCUGCAUGCUGCUCACCAGGUCCCUGCUGGCCCACCCGUACCUCCACGUCAACAUCUUCCAGCACAUCGGGCUGCCUAUGUUCUCACCGGACAAGAAGCCACGACGGAUUCACAUGAUGAGCCUGGGGGUGCUUAACCUGCCCCGGCUGCCGGUACUGGACUGGGCCUUUGGCCACUCACUCAUCAGCUGCCACGUGGAGCAUCACCUCUUCCCUCGGCUCUCUGACCACAUGUGCCUGAAGGUGAAGCCCGUGGUGUCGAAGUUUCUCCACGACAAGCAGCUACCCUACAAUGAGGACUCCUACCUGUCUCGUUUCCAGCUGUUCCUCGAUCACUAUGAAGAGUUCAUGGUGCAAGCCCCACCCAUCACAGAGCUGGUGGGGAUGCAGUGAAGGCCGGGUCCCCUCUCCUGGCCCUGCUGCUGCUGCUGGCCUGGGGUUGGGAGAGGGGCCUGGACCAUGGAGGCCUUUGAACAGACAGCAGCUCAUGCUUCAUGUCCUGGGGUCACCUACUCUGUUUGCUUUUUCUGGGAUGCAAGGAAGGGUGGUGCUGGGAGGAAGGAAUAUAGUGGCUGGGCAUCCUGGUUUAUCUAAGCCUUGGCCAAUUCCAUCUCAGGAUCUCUCUCUCUGCUCCAUCUGAGCCUGGGUAGGGCUGAAGGUAUUAGUGACAGAAGGUGAGGUGGAAUCCCCAUACCAAAGUGGAGGGGGUACAGAGAGAAAGAUCAGCCUCUUGGGCUCUGGCCUCCCUGAUGCCCGAGAAUGGCACACCAGCUCGGCUGCUGCUGCUUCCUGUACCUUCUGAGAUUCUGGUCCCCCAGGGCCCUCUCCCCUGAGAUGACAGGGUGAGGUCACUUUUGGCAGACCUCCCUAGCUUCUUCAACCAGAGAUGACUGUGCCAGGCUCAGCUGCCUCCAAGAUUCACAGUAUCAAUCAGAUAAAAGUAUGUUUUGAGGUAAAAGCUCUCCAGAGGAAAUGAGGGGAGCCAUACCUCAGGCACAAAGCUGGGGGAAGAGCAUAGACGGCUUUGAGUGUGACCUUGGCUAACUCUAGACAAGUCUGCUUUGUUCCAUGAUGUUUAGAAAGAGACAGAAUUACUGAGAGGUAGGUGAGGCUGGAGGAGGUCACUGGAACUGGGUCUGGAGGACAGAAGGCCUUACAGAGGGUGAAAGAAGGAAAGGUGGGUGGGGUGAGAUACAAGAGCUUGAAAGCAGGGGUUGGGCUAGGCUGGGGGAGGAUGGUCUGUAGGCUGGGUGUGAGGUGGGAAUGUAAGGGAGUCAUUGAUGCCAAACACAGGAGGAAGCCAAGCUGGGGACCACCACUGAGGUCCAGCCAAACAGGCAGCUGAAGAUGCUGGGAACUUCCCUGGCCAGAGGAGGCAGAAGAGGGUUCAAGGAAGGGCCCAGUGGAGGCUGAGGGAGGGACAGAAGAGGCCAGGCCUGUGCCAGGAGGCUAGAGAAGUUAGUUUAUAACCUGGUUUCUCACCUCAGCACUACUGGCAUGAUUUUUAUCUAGAUGAUUCUUGGUGGGCUGUCCUGUGUGCAUUAUAUGAUGUUUAGCUACACCCCUGGUUUCUACUGACCAGAUGCUGGGAGCCCCAAGUCCUGACAAUCAAAAAUGUCUCCAGAUAUAGCCAAAUGUUUCCUGGGUGGCAAACUUGUCCUUGGUUGAAAAUAUGCAAGUCAUUUUUCUGAGUGCACAAUUGCAUUUUCAGUUAAAACUUUGUAUAGAGAGAAGGGCACACUUACCCCAAUGAUGGGAGGCUAAAUGCCAGCCAAUGGAAUGGGCAGGCAACUGCAAAGCCUGGUCUGUUGGACAGCCAGCCCAUCUCUGGUGUUCAGUGUGGCCCAGGGAGAUGUAGCCACCCGUUCCCUGCCAUCCUUACCUGGCCUCCUCUAGCAGACACCCUUUCCCCCAGCUAUAGCUCUUAGGCACACAGCCUCUUCCUUGGGCUUCUUUUGGGCUGGGCCUGGCAUGGCAGUGGCUUCCAGCUGCUGCUGGCUGCUGAGUGCUUCUCUGCCCCCUUAGCUCUGCUUGAACUGCUGCACAAAGUUCCUUCAUUGAACACUCUUCACUCACUCCUUUGGAGCCUGUGCCAUCUGUUCCCUGCUGGGAAGCUCACUGACAGAGCAGUUUUGGAUCCAAACAGCAGCCCUUUUGGAGUGGGGCAGGCUUGGCAGCCUCUGCCGCCUCUUGAUUUGCUAUAUGUUAUUGCUGCUCAUUUGAAAUGCAUUAGCAGUUCAGAAAGGGCCUUAAGGUCUGGAAGUAUGAUUCAUCAAACUGUGAAUUCUCCAUAUGAAAAAUGUAAUGUCAGAAAAGGGUCCCGGCCACAUAUUGCAGGCUGAUUAAAGCCAUCCAAAUAUACAACCAGUGACUCAUUGUUAUUGAUCUGGGCCUGAUGGGGUGCAUUCCAGGACAGCAGCUGGAGGCCCUGGUAUUGCUCAUGAUAUACCAGGAGCAAAUCGCUUGGUUUCUUUGAAGCUCGAUUUUCUGUUACUCUGAGGAUGUGGGUUAGGAAUACCUGAGGCUUGAGAGGUGAGAGGGUAACAGUAGUGAUCAAAGUGCUUCCAGGACUCUGCAGAGACCCAGGGUCUAGUUCAGAGCUGUCUUUGGGAGGUGAAAACACUAAUGACAACCACUGGUACUGUUUGCUUACAACAUAUGGUAGAUGUUUUACCUAUGUCAUCUAAUUUUAAUCUUUACAAAUUAGAACUAUUUUUUUCUCAUGCUCUAAAUGGAGAAACAAGGAAUUUGAAUUAGUUUCUCAAUGUCAUAUGACUGGUAAGUGCAGACUGGGGAUUUGAACUCAGUGAUUCCAGAACCCACGCUGCCAACCAUCACAGUGCUGUUUCUGGAUAGGAAACACUCAGUGCUCCUGAUGACCCUCAAUUUCCAUCUUUCUUCUAGAAGAUAGGAUAAUUGAUGAAAUUGAUGAUCUUAUCAUUAAGAUAAAUUCUUUAGGGGCUGGGGCUCAAGUGGUUGAGUGUUUGCCUAGUAUGCAGGAGACCCGGGGUUUGGUCCCCAGCACAUCAUAACCAGGUGUGGUGACAGGAGGAGCAGUAUUCAAGGUCAUCCUUAGCUACAGAGUAAGCUUGGGCAACAGGAGACUCCAUCAAAAAAAAAAAAA